GCUCUGCCGCCGCUCUGACAUCCACAUGCUGCUCGGCCUGAAAAGGCGAGGGGGGAGCCGGAGGGGAGGCAGAGCCGGCGAGCGAGGCAGCAGCCUGCAGCCCGCCCCCAGCACAUCCUCCGACGCGCAGACACCCGGCCCCGCGCAGGGCGAGGUGGAGGUGAGGGCGGGCGCCAGCGAACUCGGAGAGGGGCUCGCUCACUCGCGCCGGAUCCCAGCCGCUGCCGCACCCGCAGCAGCACCCGCCGCCGUCGCAGCUUCCUGCCUCACACUCCCCUCCAGAGGCUGGCCAGGCGGGUGUAGUCCGGGGAGGCUCCCGCUAGGGGAACCCGGCGAGGACCACAGCGGGGCGGCCGCCUCCCACUCCCGCUGUCCAGCGGUCGGUGUCGUCGCCCGCGUGUGUGUCCCGGGUGUCGGGGGACGCGUGUCAGUUUGCGCCUCUGAGAUCACACAGCUGCCUGGGGGCCGUGUGAUGCCCAGGGCAAGUCUUGGCUUUGAUUUUUUAAAUCAUUACUAUUAUUUUACGCUUGGCUUUCGGGAAACCCUCGUGAUGUUGUAAGGAUAAAGGAAAUGACACUUUGAGGAACUGGAGAGAACAUAGAUGCGUUUAGGUUUUGAAGAGGAAACCGGUCCCGGCUUGCUCCCGCUUUGCUGAUUUCAGGAGCUAUCCUCUUAGUGAGGUGGGGAUUCCAGCCAGAAUAAAGGUGAAGACGGGCCGCCAGGACCCAGGAGGGAAACGCUGACCAUUAGAGACCUUUGCAGAAGAUACCGAAAGGAAGAAAAUAAGAAGGGAGGAAAAAACACACAAAGACUUCUAAUUAUACGAUAAUCCUACAAACCCAGCCCUGGAGAAAGACUCUCACUCAAAAAUGGAUAUGUUUUCUUUCACCUGGGUUUUCUUAGCUCUCUACUUUUCAGGACAUGAAGUGAGAAGCCAACCAGACCCACCCUGUGGAGGCCGUUUGAAUUCCAAAGAUGCUGGCUACAUCACCUCCCCAGGUUAUCCCCAGGACUACCCCUCCCACCAGAACUGCGAAUGGGUUGUCUAUGCACCUGAACCCAAUCAGAAGAUUGUCCUCAACUUCAACCCUCACUUCGAAAUUGAGAAGCAUGACUGCAAGUAUGACUUCAUUGAGAUUCGAGAUGGGGACAGUGAGUCAGCUGACCUCCUAGGCAAGCACUGUGGGAACAUCGCCCCACCUACCAUCAUCUCCUCAGGCUCCAUGUUAUACAUCAAGUUCACAUCAGACUACGCCCGGCAGGGGGCAGGCUUCUCUCUGCGCUACGAGAUCUUCAAGACAGGCUCUGAAGAUUGUUCCAAGAACUUCACUAGCCCCAAUGGGACCAUCGAAUCUCCUGGAUUUCCAGAGAAGUACCCACACAACCUGGACUGCACCUUUACCAUCCUGGCCAAACCCAGGAUGGAAAUCAUCCUGCAGUUCCUGACCUUCGACCUGGAGCAUGACCCUCUUCAGGUGGGGGAAGGAGACUGCAAAUAUGACUGGCUGGACAUCUGGGAUGGCAUUCCGCAUGUUGGCCCUCUGAUUGGCAAGUAUUGUGGGACCAAAACACCCUCCGAACUCCGUUCAUCCACAGGGAUCCUCUCCCUGACCUUUCACACGGACAUGGCGGUGGCCAAGGAUGGCUUCUCUGCACGUUACUAUUUGGUCCACCAAGAGCCACUUGAGAACUUUCAGUGCAAUAUCCCUCUGGGAAUGGAGUCUGGCCGGAUAGCUAAUGAACAAAUCAGUGCCUCAUCCACCUUCUCUGAUGGACGGUGGACCCCUCAACAGAGCCGGCUCCAUGGGGAUGAUAAUGGCUGGACCCCCAACUUGGAUUCCAACAAGGAGUAUCUCCAGGUGGAUCUACGCUUCCUAACCAUGCUCACAGCCAUUGCAACACAGGGGGCAAUUUCCAGGGAAACCCAGAGAGGCUACUAUGUCAAAUCUUACAAACUGGAGGUCAGCACGAAUGGCGAAGACUGGAUGGUAUACCGGCAUGGCAAAAACCACAAGGUGUUUCAAGCUAACAAUGAUGCAACGGAGGUGGUUCUAAAUAAGCUCCACACACCGCUGCUGACAAGGUUCAUCCGGAUCCGCCCUCAGACCUGGCACUUGGGUAUUGCCCUCCGGCUGGAGCUCUUUGGCUGCCGGGUCACAGAUGCUCCCUGCUCCAACAUGCUGGGCAUGCUCUCAGGCCUCAUUGCCGAUGCCCAGAUCUCUGCCUCCUCCACCAGAGAGUACCUCUGGAGCCCCAGUGCUGCCCGCCUGGUUAGCAGCCGCUCAGGCUGGUUCCCUCGUAUCCCUCAAGCCCAGCCAGGAGAGGAAUGGCUUCAGGUGGACCUGGGGGCACCCAAGACAGUAAAAGGUGUCAUCAUCCAGGGAGCACGUGGAGGAGACAGCAUCACUGCCAUGGAAGCCAGGGCUUUUGUGCGCAAAUUCAAAGUCUCCUACAGCCUAAACGGCAAGGACUGGGAGUACAUCCAGGACCCCAGGACUCAGCAGGCAAAGCUAUUUGAAGGGAACAUGCACUAUGACACCCCCGACUUCCGAAGGUUCGACCCGGUUCCUGCGCAGUAUGUGCGGGUGUACCCAGAGAGGUGGUCACCAGCAGGCAUUGGGAUGAGGCUGGAGGUGCUGGGCUGUGACUGGACAGAUUCAAAGCCCACAGUGGAGACACUGGGACCCACUGUAAAGAGCGAAGAAACCACUACCCCAUAUCCCAUGGAUGAGGAUGCCACUGAAUGUGGGGAAAACUGCAGCUUUGAAGACGACAAAGAUUUGCAGCUCCCUUCAGGAUUCAACUGCAACUUUGAUUUCCCUGAAGAGUCCUGUGGUUGGAUGUACGACCAUGCCAAAUGGCUCAGAAGCACCUGGACUAGCAGUACCAGCCCCGAUGACGGGACGUUUCCAGAUGACAAGAACUUCCUGCGACUGCAGAGUGAUGGCCAAAGAGAGGGCCAGUAUGGGCGACUCAUUAGCCCACCAGUGCACCUGCCCCGAAGCCCCGUGUGUAUGGAGUUCCAAUACCAAGCCACAGGCGGCCGCGGGGUGGCGCUGCAGGUGGUACGUGAAGCCAGUCAAGAGAGCAAGCUCCUCUGGGUCAUCCGUGAGGACCAGGGCAAUGAGUGGAAACACGGGCGCAUCAUCCUGCCCAGCUACGACAUGGAGUAUCAGAUCGUGUUCGAGGGAGUCAUAGGGAAAGGACGAUCAGGAGAGAUUGCCAUCGAUGACAUUCGGUUAAGCACUGAUGUCCCACUGGAGAACUGCAUGGAACCCAUCUCAGCUUUUGCAGGUGAGGAAUUUCAAGGGGGCACCCUCCCGCCAGGGACCGAGCCCACAGUGGACACGGUGCCCGUGCAGCCCAUCCCAGCCUACUGGUAUUACGUUAUGGCCGCCGGAGGCGCCGUGCUGGUGCUGGUCUCCGUCGCGCUGGCCCUGGUGCUCCACUACCACCGGUUCCGCUAUGCGGCCAAGAAGACUGAUCACUCCAUCACCUACAAAACCUCCCACUACACCAACGGGGCCCCUCUGGCGGUGGAGCCCACCCUAACCAUUAAGCUAGAGCAAGACCGCGGCUCGCACUGCUGAGGGCCGAAGCAAGAACAGCGCCCAAACAAACAAGAAAGACUGCAAACAUUGCCUCGAUUUUGCACUUUUUUCUCCUCGCCUAGUCUCUGUGUGAACCCUCAGACACCCCUCUCCAGGGUCCCCAGCUCUGAGCACGCUUAUUCAUCCCAACAAUUCCCUGUGGUCCUUGGGUUCCUGUUUUUCUUUGUUUUGUUUUUAAUCUUUUUUAUUUUUUCAUUUUCUUGUCUUUCUUUCUUCCUUUCUUCCUCCUCAUCGUCCUUUUUCUCGUCCUCCUCCUCUUCUUCUUUUUCAUUAUUCCAAAUAACAAAACCCAACUCUAAUGCUGCAUCUUGGAAUACCAGAAGAGAUCCGCCCCUAAGCACUUCACAACUCAAGGCUCAGCUGGUUUUGUUCCAGAGACUGGUUCUCUUGUUUUCUCCCCUUGCCUUAUCCCACCCCUCCUCUCGGUGGGCAGGCUGCCAGGUGUCUUGAGGGGAGCCUGGCUCUAUGUGUAUGUACAUAGUAUAUGCUUCCUGUGAAGAGCAGUGUGUGCGUGCGUGCGUGCGUGUGUGUGUGUGUGUGUAGUGUGUGUGUGAAGGAGAGACUGGCUCACUGUGGAGGGAGGAGUGUAUGGGUGUGUGUAGAGAGGGGCCCCUUCACUCUUGUGUUACUUCUCCUGGGGUACAUUUUACAAGAAAAUAAUAUACUGUACAUGUUUUAUUUACUUGGAGAAGAGAUUGAAGCUUUUUGUUGCCUUAUCUAGCUCUGGCUGGGUUUUUGUUGGCUGCCACUGUCAUCUCCAGGUACCUAGAAAAACAGGCCACAUGGAAUGUAUUGUGGCCCCACCCAUCCUCUUCCCCACCCCCAACCCACCAGACCCAAGAGGAUGGUUCCCCCAAGUGCACUCAGACAUGACACCCUUGUCAUGUCUCCUGGUGUCAUGGAAGUCACUAGCUAACAGCCAUGGGUGCAUGGAAUCAUCUCUACUUCCAGCCCUGAAGCAGAUGUGGCUCAUGUUGCCUUAAAAAAAAAAAAGAAAAGAAAGAAAAAGAAAAAAAAGAAAGAGAAAAAGCUCAUAAUGAAUGUUUAGCUCUGAUGGGUCAAGUCCAAUCAUGGAAUAAGUCAUAAAGAAUAAGUCAUCUGGGAUGAUAUAGGAAGUGAGUUAGUCUGUUUAAAUUGAGAGCAGGAGGGUGAAGACAGAAGGGAGAAGCUGGUAGGACCCAAAUGUUAUCUUUUCAAAGUCUCCUCACCUUGGGGAGCCAUUGGGCCCAAUGUUAGAUGAGGAUGAAGAAGGUAUUCUUUGGUAUUCUUUUGGUCAUUGUAAUAGCAUUUGUCAAGUAUGGGGGAAAGGGGAUCAUUUGCUUUCCUUUCAUGGUGUUAAUGUGUGCCUAAAUCUAUACUGCUAAAAUAUAAGGCUGUUCACCUGACUUAUUUAACUACUAUGAGAAAAUAGAAAAUAAUCAUUUGUAGAAAUGUACCAAUGUGCUACCCCUUAAAGCAUUCACGGCAUCUGGCAAAUUCAUCCUCAUGGGCUGGCCUGGCAUUUGCAGAUGCUAAUACAUAGGCAGAGAGAAGGUGCAAGGCUAAAGAUACAGCCAUUGCUUCCAAUUCGUUCUCCAGUUUGUCCUUCCGAUUGUCCAUUGUCCGAAGUAAUGAAGAGGGAAGGAUGUCAGAGAGUAGUUGCCUAGUGAUACUGUGCAAAGACUGCAUUAAAUAGCAAAGUCCAUUUCAUUGAUAGAAAGUAUAUAUUUUAAGAUUUCCAGUGUAUGAGGCUUAUAGUCUUGGGGGUGUUUGUUUUCUACUUUCCUGCUAGGAAUCCUCUACAGCAGUAUAAAAUUCUCUCCAAAGAUGGUUGCCUGGUCAGAUAACAUCUCCAGAUACCUUCUGAAAAGAAAAUCCUAAUUUUUGCACGGGUUGCUUGGGAGACAGCAUUUUAGCAUUCUUCCAGGGCAUUCAGAAGAUUUCCCCAGCACACUCUUAGCCUGUGCAUCUGGUUCGUUUCGUCCUCCUGAAAGGACAGUGCUCUCCCACUCUGACACUAUUUCAAAGAGCUACUCUGUCUCAAUCACAGCAGCUCUGCCCCAAUAAAAAGAAAGAAAAGAUGAAAGGCUAGCAUGUGGCUUCCCUGAGAUUUCAAGAGGUAUCCUACCCCAGCUGAAGAUAAUUUUAGUGGGAUGUGACAGUAGUUGUGAAUGCAGUUACAACCAUGCCAGUCACCAAGGGCUUUUUAUCAUGGUUGUUCACCUCCAGCUGAGCAUUUAGAGCCAGACAUUCCCUUCAAAUGAUUGGCAUUCCUGCAGGUACCCUGUGGAGGUAUCAGGAAACUACACCUAGAAAAUUCAGCCAGUAUAGCAAUAGCAAGUGGCUAAGUUACUGUAUCACCUUGACAAUUCCUCUUCUCUAAUAGAAGAUGGUAGCCACUUGGGUAACUUACUCUGUGCUUAUCCUAUGCCCCAUGCAGCAGCAUUUUCAUGUUCAUGUCAUUGAUGACAUAGUAAAUUCCAAGAUACAAUUCAGCUAGAGUUCUCCUGCCCUCUCUCUCCUGCUCCCCUACCCCAGCAACUUUCAUAGUAUUAUCUAAAAGGGCAGCUCUUCUGGAAAAUGCCAGGCCUUGCAGCUUUACAAAGCAAAACUCUCUAUCCCUUGGAAGGAGAAAAGAGCCACUCUCUUCUAAGAAAAAUGGGUUGAACAGAUAGAUGAAUGCAUGCAUGCACGUGUUUAGAGUUGCUUCUCAGAAGACAAAACAGUGAUACCAACUAUUAAAAUGUGAAUGAGUGGAUGAAUAAGGUGAAAGACUAGACGGGACUAGUAAAGCAUUUGCCUUUAUUAGAAGUCUCCUGACAACACCCCAGAGGGAAGGCCUCAUCUCUGGAUAAAGAAUCCUGUCUUUGAUAGUACAUUAGCAGCUGCCACCAUCUAAUUGCUGGCAAAGGAAAAAAAAAGAAAGAAAAGAAACAAAAUAUGUAGCAUUGCCAUUGACAAAACAGGAUGCUGAAAAUAAAGUGAAAUCAUCUUUUCCCUUGUCCCACAUUUUCUGGAUUAAAACCAGAAUAGGAAAUCCAGUCAUGUUUUUGAGGUUGAUACUCCAUCUUUUAAAAGAUGCUGUCUUUAAAAUAAAACUAGCAGACAAGCAAACACCUAAAAAGUCAAAAAUUACCAAAGAACAACAACAGAACAAGAAAACCUAAAGCUUUUUACUUCCUGUUUGUAUCCCCUCUCCCUAUAACUGUGACAUCCCUUGCAUUGCUCAGUUGCCUGUGUGUCAAAAUAACUUGUGGAUGUUGGAAACUACUUGGAAAUGUAUUGUGUGGAAUGUAAUAAAAUGAAGAUAUUUUUAUAUAAACAUC
This is a messenger RNA of Nannospalax galili (Upper Galilee mountains blind mole rat), 6916 nucleotides long. RefSeq names its product neuropilin 2 (gene Nrp2). Gene Ontology annotation, biological process: vascular endothelial growth factor signaling pathway; axon guidance; angiogenesis. Gene Ontology annotation, molecular function: semaphorin receptor activity; vascular endothelial growth factor receptor activity. The record is from RefSeq and is a predicted model, not a curated record. Gene Ontology annotation, cellular component: membrane. Lineage: Eukaryota; Metazoa; Chordata; Mammalia; Rodentia; Spalacidae. The transcript has 16 exons. The coding region runs from base 870 to 3590 and encodes 906 amino acids.